UCCAAGCACGUUCGGUUCCCCGCUGCACCUCACUCACUCACGAGUUUCUCGAUCCACCAAACUUACGCCAUGUUCGCCAAGUCCGUUGUCGUAACCCUCAUCUUCGCCCUCGGCGUCCUCGCGCAGGACUCCUCAUCCGCGUCGGGCAGCGGGAGCGCGACGGGCUCGAGCGCGGCGCCGACGAGCACCGCGGGCAUCGACUCGUGCAUCCUCCAGUGUGUCACGCAGGCGGCGAGCGCGGGCGGUUGCUCGUCCGUCACGGAUCUGAGCUGCGUGUGCAUGAGCACGCAGUUCCAGGGCGCGGCGCUGUCGUGUCUCCAGGCGAACUGCACGAGCUCGGACGUGUCGGCGGCGACACAGCUGCAGCAGCAGGAGUGUGCUGGAUUUUCCCUCGCCCUCACAGACAUGUCCUCCGGUAGCGGGUCGAUGACUAUGACGGGCUCCAUGUCUGGCAUGUCUAUGCCGAUGGGUUCGUCGACCUCUCCCGCCUCCACCGGUAGUGGCAACGGUGCCGUCGGGCUCGUCAGCAAGCAGGGUCUCGCAGGCAUCAGCGUCGCUGCCAUCGGCGCCCUUGUGGGUGCCGUCCUCGUUCUCUAGACGACACGUACCUUCCUUCGGAAGAACAAUUUGGAGACGAAGGAGGAAGCGACUUGAAAGGAGGAACGAUUCGAUGAAUGGGUCAUGGGGUGAGCGGGAAUGAUUGAAUGAAUAGGUGGACAAGGAUGGACUGUCCGGUGAUUCAGUUUGG
This is a messenger RNA of Coniophora puteana RWD-64-598 SS2, 748 nucleotides long. RefSeq lists its product as uncharacterized. The coding region runs from base 70 to 597 and encodes 175 amino acids. Lineage: Eukaryota; Fungi; Basidiomycota; Agaricomycetes; Boletales; Coniophoraceae. The transcript has 2 exons. The record is from RefSeq and is a predicted model, not a curated record.